Messenger RNA from Ruditapes philippinarum (Manila clam), 2905 nucleotides. RefSeq lists its product as uncharacterized. The transcript has 15 exons. The coding region runs from base 92 to 2905 and encodes 937 amino acids. NCBI's taxonomy places the organism in Eukaryota, Metazoa, Mollusca, Bivalvia, Venerida, Veneridae. The record is from RefSeq and is a predicted model, not a curated record.
CGUGCACCUGCCUGUGAUAUAGCAUUAUAACCAAUGGUCAAGUACAUGUAUUUAUAUUAUAUCUAUCUAUCCAUGCUUUCAAACGGACAGAAUGUGGAAUAGACCUUUUAUUGUUUUAGCUGUGUUGUUUUUAAAAUGUCUGGCCGUCCAAAGCUUCCGAGGUAAAAGGGAAAGUAGACAAGAUGCUAAUCUUUUACAAGUACUCUCUGACAAUGGACUCUACAAUCCUUUAGAUCCCACUGGUUUUAUAUUCGAAGGCAAUAACAAACAAUAUACUGGGAACGGUAUAGACACUCCGAGAUUUGAUCCGAAUAAUUAUGCGUAUAAAUAUGCAGGAGUAGCUUUCGGAUCAGCAGUUAAUCCAUUCGUUCCAAGUUUUAUGAAUGCAGAAUCUAUUAAUAAUUCACCUAACUAUAAACAGUCACGUGAACCUACGUCAUCACUCGCAGGCGUUCAAAACAGAACUGAUGAAAUAAAAACAAGCAAUAUAACAAAUGAAACGAAGAACGCGUUUUUGGAACUGCAAGUUGCAAGCGGAUCAUUGCCUUCUAGCAAAGUCCCAGAGUUUCUGUCUCAAACCUUCCCUGAUAACAUUAUGUCAACAUUAACAAUCAAUGCCUCAAGCAUGUUUCCAAGUCUGAAGUUCAGCGGACAGCCAGGUAUGCUCGGCAUCGGGUCACAGGUUCCACUACAAACAGUUGUGCCACAGAAUAGUCCAACUCUAGAUCAUCAGUAUUUACCGGAGUCUUUAAGAAACGUGUCAGAAAGUUUGAUACCGUCUCUUACAUACAACCAGAUAUCAGAAAUUGGAGAAACUAAAUCCCAGACAAGUUAUAAGAUAAAUCACAAUUCUUCAAGCGUAUCAAAACCUCUAUAUACCGGCUAUCCGGGCAUGCUUGGAAUAGGACAGAUGUUUCAAGAUAUUGAUAGCAGUGGAAGUGAGCCUAAAGUGGAGAAAGAUGAAAAUCAUCUCAAAGGUUAUUCUAACGUUGAAACAACCAAUUACAUAUCAGCUAAAGCAGGUGUUAAUACAAAUAAUUGGAAGGGCGAAUGGCCAGGUAAAACUUCUGUUGGUGGAGAUUGGUCCGGCGAUUGGUCAGAAAAAUGGCCAAAAAGUGGUAUCAGUAACACGGAUAACAAAGAAGGUCUAGCUAUUUCAAACACCACAGGUUCUACAAAUCAACAAAGCCAACAUAUCAACUGGGAUGGCAGCUGGCCAGGGUCCGCUCGAAAAGAGACCUCGACAACUAAACCAAAUGAAAUUGGAAAUCUUAGUGAAACCAUGGCAGCGCUUAAAAAGCUCAUGAGCAUUCUGGACAAAUUCCCGUCUUCGUUUGACAACAGGACCAAUGGACCCAACAAAAUCAUAAAAUUUGACAGAGACACCAAGGCAUAUUAUGAUGUUUUUUCAAUGCAGCCAAAAUAUCAUGCAUCACGUGACAAUACAGGAAAAACAAUGGCUGUGUGCUCAUGUGACAUAGACGGUGACGGAGAAGAAGAACUUUACAUACAUAAUCACAAUGACGUCUAUCCUGUAUCAGAUGAUGUCACUAUUGUCCCUGAUAAACUUUUCAAGAUGAUAAAUGGCCAACAUGUGGAUUUAUUUGCUCUGUCUGAAACUCAAAGAAAAAUGGCACCAAGACAUGGCGGUUACUCUGUAGCGUGCAUUGAUCGUAACGGAAAUGGUCAAUAUGACGUCAUUGUUACGACGUAUACAAAAGAAGGCCGAGGAACGUACAAAAUAUUCUCAGCACGACCUAACAGUAGUGAAAAUCGAAGUUUAAACAUAACGCUAACAGAAAUAUCAAAGAAUAUUGGCUUAGAUAUAGAAAGGGAUGGACGUGGAAUACUUGUUGGUCCAUUGUUCCCAAACAAGCACAGCAGUGACAUUUUUAUCACCAACGAAAACAGUUAUACUAUUGGUAGCCGCGUGAACAGACAUGAUGGCAGUAACGUUUUACUAAAGAAUAAGGGUGAUGGUACAUUCGAGGAUGUUGCUGAGAAACUAGAUGUUGAAGACCAGGAUAAUAAUGGCCGUGGUGCAGGAAUUGUAGAUUUAAAUAAUAAUGGUGAAUUUGCUCUAGUGUAUACUAACUGGCUUGGUCCAACAAGAGUGUUUCAAAUUGAUGACGAUAACGAUAUGAAACAGCUUCGUGAAAUUAAAGAGUCAGCGUUCACAUAUCCAGCAGCAUCAGAUAUUAUAUUGAUGGGUGACUUUGACAAUGAUGGUGAAGAUGACAUAUUGAAAACCGGUGCUAAUGGGGACAUUUACUUUCCGGAAUAUAAUGAAAUUUUCACAACAAUACAUACCGUGAACUCGUCACGGAUAACCGUCUCGAAAUCUAGUCUUGGUGAUGAUGAAAAAUUGAAACGGCUCCGCAUACGUGGGAUUGCUACAGCAGAUCUCGAUAUGGAUGGAGUUUUAGAAUUAUUUAUUAGCCAUGAUAUGUACAAUAAUAAGACAUUUUCAAUUUAUCAAAAUAUUGUAAAUAAUUCCAACUGGAUACGAUUCCUGCCUCUAUCUAAACACGGAGCACCUGCACGAGGCAGCACCGUGACGUUAACAUUGUCAAAUUUCUUACAAAGACGCGUUGUGAUUGGUGGAGACUGUUCUUACAUGUGCCAAUCAGAACCAAUCGCUCAUUUUGGAGUGGGUAACAAAAUAGUGAAAGACGUUGAAAUUGUGUGGCCGGAUGGUCACAAAUUUCGACACUUUUUGUAUAAACAUGACAAUAAGAAAACACUUAGUAUAACUUAUUCUGGAAAGGUAACGUACACUAACUUAGAUACUGAAUCCGAAUAUUAUGUAUCCGCAGCUUCUUUUGAAAAGUGGUGCUGUUUGAAUAUGAUAUUUAGCUUUAUUUUUACAUUAUAUUAUUUGAAUAAUAUAAAUUUACUAGAAUAA